GUUCUACAGUCGGUCGCGAAAAUGGACCAGUCGAGUUCCGAGCCAUGCGGCGUGGGCGACCAUAAUGGCGUCCAAGGCCUUAACAGCAAAAUAAAAUCACUGCAAAUUUCGUCAGAUUCCACAAAUAAUAAUGCGGAGGCGUGGAAACGCUGGUGGCAGCAGUUGGAGCUGUAUCUGUUGGCCACGGGUUUGGAUAAGGCACCCGAAAAGCGUAAGAUAGCUAUCUUGUUACAUCUCAUAGGUGAAAAGGGCUUAAAUAUAUUCAAUACUUUCAACCUCACCAUUGAGAAGACCACGCUUGCCGAAGUCAAGUCCAAAUUUCAGAAUUUUUUUGAGCCCAGAAGGAACAUAACCAUGUGCCGUCACAUGUUCUUCACCAGAAAGCAACAGAAAUCCGAGUCGAUCGAAGGAUUCCUAGCAGAUCUGGAGAACAAAAGCCAAGAUUGUGAAUUUGGAACACUCAGGGAAUCGCUCAUCAGGGAUAUUUUCAUUGCAAAUCUGCAUAUGGAUUUAGCGCAUGUACGUCAGAGACUACUCCAGGAACCUGAUCUGACAUAUCAGAAGAUGCGAGAACUGGCAACAACACUGAUCGUCGCACAGCAGGAUGCUGAAAAAAUUGUCAGUAGUUCCAACGUUGAAAAGUCAGAAAAUGUCAUGCAUCUACGUCGGAGGAGCCGUAGUCGAGGGGAUCGUCGACAGCGAGCUUCACCAGUCGGUCAGCAGGGUUCUGGCGCAGGGAAGUCUCCCAACCCUGAAAGGCGCUCGAGGACGUGUAGCCGCUGUGGGCAAUCUCACCGCUACAAGUGCCCAGCGCAAGGAGUCAAAUGCAGGUCAUGUAAAUCAUUUGGUCAUUUUGCUAAAUAUUGCUUCAAAAAUAAAAAUAUCAGUCAUUUAGAGUCGUUUAAUUCAAGUCAUAGUCAUAAUAAUAAUCAAGAUUAUUUUGUUGGAAUUUUGAAUAGUCAUAGCUCCAGUCAAAGUCAUAAGUCUAAUUGUCAUUUAAAGUCAUAUAACAGUCACUACAAACAUGUCAGGUGAUAUCAAAAAUUUAGUAGAACAAUGUCUUAUAUGUGCGAAAUUCAAACCUUGUAACCAAAAAGAACCAUUACAAAAUUUUGAGAUUAAUAAGUAUCCAUGGCAACAAGUUGGUAUUGAUUUAAUGUAUAUUGAUAACCUUUCUUAUUUAAUUGUUACAGAUUAUUAUUCUAAAUACAUAGAGAUAGCUUUGUUAAAUAAAAAUAGUACAGCCAAAAAUGUAAUUACACAUUUAAAGUCUAUUUUUGCCCGUCAUGGUAUACCUUUGUCAUUAGUGUCUGACGGUGGACCUCCUUUCCAAUCUUUAGAAUUCAAGAAUUUUUUACAUGAAUGGGACAUAGAACAUAUUAUUACUAGCCCAUAUCAUGCACAGUCAAAUGGUCAAGCAGAAAGUUCAGUCAAAAUUGUAAAAAAUAUGUUGAAAAAAUGUAAAGAAAAUUCGUCUGAUCCUUAUAUAGCCUUAUUACAAUAUAGAAAUACACCUAAAAAUAAUUUACCAUCCCCAGCACAACUGUUAAUGUCUAGGAAUUUAAGAGAUAAUGUUCCAAAGUCAUAUAAAAAAUUAAAACCAAAGGUUGUAAAAUUUAAAGAUUACAAAGAAUGUGUAAACAAGAAUAAUGUCAAUAAGUCAACAUAUUAUAAUAGAAAUUCUAAGCCUUUGUCAUUGUUGUAUCCUAAUGAUCAUGUCUACUUUAAAAGAAAACCAAAUUAUAAUUGGGAACAUGCCAUUGUCAAGCAAAGGCUGGCAAAUAAUAGGUCAUAUGUCAUUGAGGAUGUCAAUGGAGUUAGGUAUAGGAGAAAUAGAAUUCACUUAAGGCAUAAGUACUCUCCUAUGCUAUCCAACUCGUCGUCGUCGUUGUCAUCGUCGCAGGGGAGAGAGGAUGGUGACAGUCAGAAGGCUGGACCUCAAGAACUCUCAUCUCAAUCCUCAAGUAGUCAAAUUGUCACACGUUCAGGUCGAUUUGUAAAGCCUUCUCGUAGGCUAAUAGAAGAAAUAGAUUAAGUAUAUAAUUGUAAUCUAAAUUAAGUCAUAAUUAAGUAAAAACCUUUGUCUAUCAUAACUAUGUAUAAUAAAGUCAAUUUUUGUCAAGUCAGUCCAUAGUCUUAAGUCUAUUGUUUGUCAAGGGUUAAUUUAAACUUAACAGGGGGGAUGUUGUAACAUCACUAAUUAGUAAUACUAAUUAGUACGUCACUAAUAUAAUAACUUCCGCUAUGAUCUGUCAUCUGUCUUUUUCCAUAUCCUUUGUAUGGGUCGACUAUGUAACUGUGGUACAGUGAAUGUGUGUUGUGAAAUAAAACUCAAGUAACCCAAGA
This is a messenger RNA of Helicoverpa zea (corn earworm), 2346 nucleotides long. RefSeq lists its product as uncharacterized. Bases 22 to 1035 code for a protein of 337 amino acids. The transcript is spliced from 2 exons. Lineage: Eukaryota; Metazoa; Arthropoda; Insecta; Lepidoptera; Noctuidae. The record is from RefSeq and is a predicted model, not a curated record.